Messenger RNA from Durusdinium trenchii, 2130 nucleotides. The record is from the annotation of a GenBank genome assembly. NCBI's taxonomy places the organism in Eukaryota, Dinophyceae, Suessiales, Symbiodiniaceae.
AUGCCAGCCUCUCCAGCUGCUGCAUCUAACGGGAAGUCAGCUCGAUCUGCUCGCUCAGCACGCUCCAGUGCAUCAUUGGUGGUCGACGAGCAGCUCAAUUUCUUGGCACAACUCCAUAGAGGUUGCUUUAAUGACACAUCAGCCGAGCAGAGUGAAGACCUGUUGCAUGAGGUGGUGGACAAGAGAGAGGCUGCCAACCUCGGGCGGUGGAAGUUUGAUGCCUAUGAGUUGGAAAGACAGCAUGGCUAUGCUUUGCUGCACGCUGGCUUUCGGAUCGGAACCGAGCUCCUGGAUGAGGCUGGCGUUACAAAUUUCAAUCUACCGCUCAGGGGCUUCUUGCAAGAAGUGCAGAAGCAGUACCACAACGUCCCCUACCACAACCAUGUUCAUGCUGCUGACGUCUUGAGCUCUUGUGCUUACUUCCUCCGCGAGGACCGGCGGGUGAGCCGCAUCCCGCUCGGGAGCAUUCCGCGGCUCUCAGCCUUCGUGGCAGCUGUGAUCCACGACGUGGGCCACUUCGGAAGGACUAACCGCUUUCACAUUGCGAGUCAUGAUCCAGUAGUCGUCCUCUACAACGACCAAUCUCCCUUGGAGAAUAUGCAUUGUACGAUUGGCUUUAGCAUCUUGCGCCAGCCUCAUUCUGCACUCUUCAAGAAGCCAUUUCCAAUGUCGGAGGACGAGUGCUCAGGCUUGGAGGAUAGCGACUUCACGCUCCUGAGGCGUAUUGUGAUUGAAAGUGUCCUCGCCACGGAUAUGUCCAAGCACUUUGAGACCUUAUCUAGGUUCAAGGCCGCUAUCAACUACUCCGAGAGCUCUAACCAUGACACCAAGCAGGACGCUCCGAUUUGCUCCGAAUCUGUGGCAGAUCGGUCUGCCAGAUUGGUAUCAAUCUAUUUGAAGGCUGCUGAUAUUGGCCAUGCAGGAAAGCCUUUGGAAAUCACUCGUCGGAUGACUAUCCGGAUACAUAUGGAGUUCUUUGCACAAGGGGAGGAGGAGCGUGAGCUCGGUCUUCCUAUCUCACCGCUUUGCGAUAGAAAUGAGGUCGACAUAGCAGGGUCACAGGUGGGCUUCCUUCAUCACCUUGUGCUUCCGUUGUACAAGGCAGUGCAUUUUUUCAUCACGAGUGACGAGCUUUUGGGAGACUGCCUCAACCGUCUUGAGGCGAAUUUGAGCCACUGGCAGUCACCAAAUCCAUGUGUCACAACUGGUGACAUCCCUCACAAGCACACUAGCUGUGACUCAGCAGUUGCUUCCCGCGCUGUGUUCCCUCAAGAGCAGAUUGUGAAGCUUAUCAAUGGGUUUGACCACCAGUAGUCCCAAGUACCAGAGGCGCCCAUGGAUUUGCCGUCUUGCUUCUUCGGAAUCCGCUUCUCUUCUACACGCUCGACAAAGAUGCUACAACACUCUGGGUCGGUCAAAUCGCAGGCUUCCAAGCAUAGGCUUCAAUUUUCAGCUUGAUAACACAUUUGCACCUCAACUAACACAAACUCCAGGCCUUUAAUUUCCGAUCUCCAAACAAAGGGGAAACAAGGAAAGGGCAUGACAAGCGUUUCUCCGUGAUGAUUCAGCCGAAAGGAUGCCAUGAGGCACACAGCGACCAAAAUGCUUUGCUUGCCAGGUGUGUUUAUCUAUCAUGCCAGCCAGGUGUGAAUGACAUCCUCAACAGUCUUGGCAGGAUGCAACAGGUGUGAACAUGAUAGUUGGUUAUCUUCAUCAACUUCACCUAUGUAAGGAUGUAAGGCAUCAGAUCAUGAAAAGUCUUCUAAUAUUUGUGACAAAGAAGGUUUGAAGCCCUUGUUGCAGGGUUGAGAAAUGAAGACCCGUAUAUUUGGAGCCGCUCUUGAACAUUGAACAGACUUCCUUUUCGCAAUUGAUGCAUUGCGGACACAGGGGCAUCAAGGUUCCACUAACAACUUUUGCGUUUAAACUUUGAGUUUAUAUAAGGUCAUGGACACGUUGAAGGGGCUAUAUAAUACACCUUGCUUGGAGGCAAUGGCUGCUCUGAGACAGUACACUCUGAUCUACAUCAGCUUUCUUAAUUCGAACAUGGGCAUGAAGUCUUUAGAAGACCCACACAAUGUCCGUUUUAAAAGAAGAAGGCUCACUGCUGUGGUAAGGUGACAUUCAAAC